CUUUAAUCCUGUCCACAGUAGGAAGUCGCUUGUCUACUGUACUGAAUUUUGGCAACGCUGUUUUUGACCACCUGGCUCAACCUGUCAGAAAAGAUGAGCGACACAGAGGAUGACAACGAGAUCUCAUUUACAGUGAAGUUCCUUGGCCGAGUGGGAGUAGUCCAUCCGAGUGGACAUAAUAUCCUGGAGGAAGCAGCUCAGAGCCUCAAGACACCUGACCCGUAUUCCUCUGAAAAGGCUGCAAAGAAGAGCAAAGUCCAUCUCUUCGUGUCCCUAAGUGGGAUUGACAUAUUGGAAAACAAAACCAAGUUUCUGCUGUACACCUGCCCCCUGUCCACCGUCUCCUUCUGCGCCGUCUUGCCCUCGUCACACAAAGUUUUCGGCUUUGUGGCCAAGCACCCUGCGGUAGACUCUUACCACUGCUAUCUGUUCAAGAGCAAGACUCUGGCAUACUUGCUCGUCUCCGCCGUCGGCGAUGUCUUCCGAGCUGCGAAUAAAGAGGAGAGUGUCAAGGGAGGUCGCGACCUGAUAGUGGAGGCCCUCAGACACAAGAAUAAAAUGCUGCAAAAGGAAAAUUCUGAGCUCAGGAGGAUGCUUGCAGAGAAAAACAAUCAAGAAUAAGAAGACGGGUUGGAGUCGUUCUGCGGAUGCAUGUUGAUUUAUGCUGCACAGAGAUUUCACAGUGGACGCUUUUUCCUCUCACCAGCGUCAUCAGAUCCUUCUGGACAUAGCGGGUCUGAGGCUGGCUGCCUGACUUUUAAUAUCAACUUCCUUCCCUGCCUUUCUGUGAUGAAUGAGCAGAUGAACUUCGACACCAAAUUUCUGUCUUUUCUACUUACCACAUUUCUUUUAUCCUUCAAAAAUCAUUUAUCUGAUGAAAGGAUAGGUUAAAAUUGAUACAACUUUUGCAAAUGUUGCAUGUGCAUUUUUCUUAAUAAUGUCACUAGUUAUGUAAUUGCAAUCCUCCUCUAGUCUGUGCAGUCACUGUGUAAAAGGUGUGAAAUAGACCUUGUGUUUUCAUUGUUCCGUGUUUAUUAUUACAACUCCUGCCAAUAGAAAUUAUUUGUCACAAAAUAAAUCUC
This is a messenger RNA of Syngnathoides biaculeatus (alligator pipefish), 1082 nucleotides long. RefSeq names its product PTB domain-containing engulfment adapter protein 1-like. The coding region runs from base 94 to 621 and encodes 175 amino acids. NCBI's taxonomy places the organism in Eukaryota, Metazoa, Chordata, Actinopteri, Syngnathiformes, Syngnathidae. The transcript has 8 exons. The record is from RefSeq and is a predicted model, not a curated record.